Molecule: messenger RNA, 2234 nt
Organism: Morone saxatilis (striped sea-bass)
Lineage: Eukaryota; Metazoa; Chordata; Actinopteri; Moronidae
Gene: zrsr2
Product: zinc finger (CCCH type), RNA-binding motif and serine/arginine rich 2
Exons: 11
Coding region: 236-2134 (632 amino acids)
Biological process (GO): mRNA splicing, via spliceosome
Cellular component (GO): U2AF complex; spliceosomal complex
Molecular function (GO): pre-mRNA 3'-splice site binding; metal ion binding
Source: RefSeq, a predicted model, not a curated record
UGCUCACUUCACCUCUUCCUCUCAUUAGCAAAACAGUUCCGCAUGGAGCUAGUUAACGUUAACAAUCUUUUUUUUUUCAGUUAUAUCUCUUCUCCGAUUAACUAAAAACACUUCCCAAAUAAGUCGUCCAGCCAGAGAAAUAAACUAAACUAAAUAACUGGGGCCAAAAUAAGUUGCUAACGUUAGCUGAAGAUGCUAAGUAGCUGUUAGCUACCGCAGGCUAUCGUUAGCUGUGAUGGCAGCACCGACUCCACUGAGUUCUGCUCCUGUGUUAAGCCAAAAGCAACGCAGGGCUGCUCUUAGGAAAGAAAGAAGAAAGCGGAAACGCCAAGCCCUCGCCCAAGCCAGAGGAACUGGUUUAAAAAAUGGAGCAAGCUAUGCACCUGACGAAGAAGAAGAUGAAGAAAUAAACGAUGAAGAUGAUGAGGAUAAUGGUAUUGCGGAGGAGGAAAGACUUCGGCUACAUGAAGAGUGGUUGGAAAAAGAGAGACUUGCCCAGGAGGUAUUCAGGCUGAGGUUUGAGAGGGAGGAAGCUGCACGGAAAAGAAAAGAGGAGGAGGAGCGGAUGAUAAAGGAAGAAUGGGAGGCCCAGCAGAGGAAAGAGCAAGAGGAAAAAGAGCAGAAGCAGCAGGAGAAGCGAGGCAGAGAGGAGGCUGUUCAGAAAAUGUUGGAUGAAGCUGAAAACCAGCUAGAUAAUGGGGGACCAUGGAUGAAUCCUGAGGCUCCUGUGACAGAGAACUCUGAGAACUUUGGGACAGAGCGCGACGUAGCCAACUGUCCGUUCUUCCUGAAGACCGGAGCAUGUCGAUUUGGAGACAGAUGUUCUCGGAAACACGUUCAUCCCACAGCCAGCCCAACUCUGAUGAUCCGUGGUAUGUUUAUAACAUUUGGCAUGGAGGAGUCGCGCCGAGAUGAUUACGACAUUGAUGCUUGGCUGGAGCACAGUGAGGAGGAGCUGCAGGAGUCUUUCCUCGACUUCUACCACGAUGUCCUGCCAGAGUUGAAGAGUAUCGGCAAGGUGGUGCAAUUCAAGGUCAGCUGCAAUUACGAACCGCACCUGAGAGGAAAUGUUUAUGUUCAGUUUGACACAGAGGAGCAGUGUAAGGACGCCUUAAUCAAGUUCAAUGGAAGGUGGUACGCAGGCCGGCAGCUUCACUGUGAGAUAUGUCCUGUUACACGGUGGAAGAAUGCUAUAUGUGGGUUGUUCGACAGACAGAAGUGCCCCAAAGGGAAGCACUGUAACUUCCUGCAUGUAUUUCGAAACCCUGGCAAUGAAUUCUGGGAGGCCGACAGGGACCUGCACAUGUCACCAGACCGCAGCGUCAGGGGGAGUCGCAGAGACGGGUGGCAAUCGGAGCGAUACGGAGACCGAUCAUGGAGGCAACGUCACUGCAGCAGAAGCCCGCCACGGUCUGAGAGAUCCCACAGCAGAAGAGAGGGCGACAGGCGGAGGAGCAGGAGCAGAGAGAGGAGUCGAGAGAGCAGGGCCUCCCACCAGCAUAGAGAGGACAAGUGGUCGUCCAGGUCCAGACACAGUGAGAGGAGGAACGAUUGGUACCUGAGACCGAGUAGAGACAGGUCGAGGAGUAGGAGUAGAGACAGGGAGCAAGACCGACUGAGAAACAGGAGUAGAGAUAAAGACAGGUGUAGGAAUAGAAGUGAAGAGAGAGACAGUCGAGACAAAGAUACAGACACUCAGGGAAAAGCAAGAGAAAGGUCAAGAAGCUCAAGCAGAGAGGGGGAAAGAAAUAAGCAGAGCAGAGAAAGGAGCCCAAAGAAACCGGAUAAAAAUAACGAUGAUACCAACACACGCCGCCGCCACAAACAGUCCAAAAAGAGCAAGAAAAAGAGCAAGAAGAAGCAUAAGAAGAAAAGCCAUUUUCCUGAAGGGACGACAUCAUCUGGAGAGUCAGAAAAGGAGAGAGUGUCAAAGGAAGAGACAGAGGAGAAGCUCACUGCAACGAGUCCCAGUCAGGAGAUAAAUGAAAUGGAGCUAAUUCAGAAAAACAAUGAGUUGGAUGAAAGUCCCUGUGUUGAAAGUGAGAAGAAGUUUAGUCUUGAGGUGGAAAUGGAACAGUCUAACACACAAAUACCAAAUGAACCUGCCGGAAACAUUGACACAAGUACCUCUUAGUGGCUCCUACAUCUGAAAAUCUGUCACUUCAGUCUGGCUUUUCCCCUUAUAAUGAUGUGAAUGUAUUUGGAGGAAUAAAGUGAAUUUUUUUGAGCAGUGA